This is a messenger RNA of Vitis riparia (riverbank grape), 1635 nucleotides long. Its product is annotated as 7-deoxyloganetin glucosyltransferase-like. The record is from RefSeq and is a predicted model, not a curated record. NCBI's taxonomy places the organism in Eukaryota, Viridiplantae, Streptophyta, Magnoliopsida, Vitales, Vitaceae. The coding region runs from base 128 to 1552 and encodes 474 amino acids. Gene Ontology annotation, molecular function: UDP-glycosyltransferase activity. The transcript is spliced from 2 exons.
UUCAAAAAUUUCUCUCAAUCAAUACAAGUUUUUCGAAAUAUUAAAUAUAUUGAUGGAAAGGGAGUUUUCUCGCAGAACCCAAGGCAUGCCAAUUGAAGCUUGAGAGAGCGAGAGAGCGAGUGUGAAAAUGGGUUCCGUGGAGAAGAAGCCUCAUGCAGUUUGUAUUCCAUUCCCUGCUCAGGGCCACAUCAAGCCAAUGCUAAACCUAGCAAAGCUCCUCCAUUUCAGAGGCUUUCAUAUUACCUUCGUCAACACAGAGUUCAACCACAGACGCUUGCUCAAGGCCCGGGGUCCCAACUCCCUCGACGGUCUUCCCUCGUUUCAGUUCGAAACCAUUCCCGAUGGUCUCCAACCGUCCGAUGUCGACGCAACCCAAGACAUCCCUUCCCUCUGCGUCUCCACCAAAAAUAACUUCUUGCCUCCCUUUCGACGCCUUCUCUCCAAACUCAACCACAACGGUCCUCCCGUCACUUGCAUAGUUUCUGACAGUUCAUUGACCUUCACUCUGGACGCAGCUCAAGAACUGGGCAUUCCCGGCCUUCUCUUUUGGACGGCUAGCGCUUGUGGCUUCAUGGGCUAUGCGCACUAUUGCACUCUCGUCAACAAGGGUCUUAUACCACUCAAAGAUGCAAGUUACCUAACAAAUGGGUACUUGGAUACGGUUAUUGAUUGGAUACCGGGCAUGAAAGGUAUCCGUUUGAAGGACAUGCCAAGCUUCAUUCGGACUACCGAUCCAGAUGAUGUUAUGUUGGGGUUUACCAUGGGUGAGCUUGAAAGAGCUCACAAGGCUUCUGCCAUCAUUUUCAAUACGUUUGACGCUUUAGAGCACGAGGUGUUGGAUGCAAUUUCGACCAUGUAUCCUCCUAUUUACACCAUCGGCCCUAUAUCGCUACUCAUGAAUCAGAUCCAGGAUAAAGAUUUGAAGUCGAUUGGAUCAAAUCUGUGGAAGGAAGAUGAGGAGUGUCUCCAAUGGCUCGACUCCAAAGGACCCAACACGGUGGUCUACGUGAAUUUUGGUAGCAUCACAGUCAUGACGCCGGAGCAUCUGAUCGAGUUUGCUUGGGGACUUUCAAAUAGCAAACAAAAAUUCUUAUGGAUAAUUAGGCCAGAUCUGGUGUCUGGUGCUUCGGCCAUUCUUCCACCCGAAUUCCUGACAGAGACCAAAGAUAGGGGUCUACUCGCAAGUUGGUGCUCUCAAGAGCGAGUUCUGGGCCACCCAGCGGUAGGCGGGUUUUUAACCCACAACGGAUGGAAUUCCAUCCUCGAAAGUGUGUGUUGCGGAGUGGCAAUGAUUUGUUGGCCCUUUUUCGCAGAGCAGCAAACCAACUGCCGCUACUGUUGCACAGAAUGGGGCAUAGGUAUGGAGAUAGACGGUGACGUUAAGAGAGAUGAUGUUGAGAGGCUUGUGAGAGAAUUGAUGGAGGGAGAGAAAGGCGAGGAGAUGAAGAAGAAGACCAUGGAGUGGAAGAAGAUUGCGCAUGAGGCCACCACUGCUCCAAGUGGUUCCUCGUUCUUCAACUUGGACAGAAUGAUCAAACAACUGCUUCUGUAGGCUGGCAUGUUAUCACUUUUUACCUUCAAGUUACGUACUUUAUUUUCUCCUCACUUUUUAUUCCAGUUUCUUAAUUUUCUUCA